This is a messenger RNA of Acromyrmex echinatior (Panamanian leafcutter ant), 545 nucleotides long. RefSeq lists its product as uncharacterized. The record is from RefSeq and is a predicted model, not a curated record. Gene Ontology annotation, cellular component: plasma membrane. Gene Ontology annotation, biological process: sensory perception of smell; detection of chemical stimulus involved in sensory perception of smell. Gene Ontology annotation, molecular function: olfactory receptor activity; odorant binding. NCBI's taxonomy places the organism in Eukaryota, Metazoa, Arthropoda, Insecta, Hymenoptera, Formicidae.
UAACUGUAAUCGAUGUUCUGUAUUUAACAGUGGUUGAAUAUUGCUGUGGUUUGUUCGCAGCUUUGAGAUAUCGAUUGGAAACCGCAUUAGUUUUUGAAAACGAAAAAUUGACAAUAAUGUUCACAAAAGAUAAAUCUUAUGCGAAUAUCGUGUAUAGUAUUCGCAGACACACAGAAGCAUUGCAAUUUAUUGCUAUAGUGGAAUCAAUAUAUAGCUUACCUCUUUUUAUACAAAUUGCAUUGACUGUACUUCUCUUAAGUCUCCUAGGAUAUCAGAUAAUAAACAACAUGGAAAAUAUUGGCGGGGGUAUAAAUAAUUAUGUUUAUUUAAAUGGACUUUUGCUUAAUGUAUUGUUCGAAAAUUGGCAGGGUCAGAAAAUUGUAGAUUCCAGUGAGAAAGUGUUUAAAUCAGCAUAUAAUACAAAGUGGUACAAUAUGCCAGUAACGGCAAGAAAACUUCUUAUAAUGAUAAUGAUGAGAAGUGAAAAACCAUCAGCACUCAAAGUGGGCAAAAUUAUUGUAUUGUCAUAUGUAACUUUUAAUGCG